Molecule: messenger RNA, 474 nt
Organism: Periconia digitata
Lineage: Eukaryota; Fungi; Ascomycota; Dothideomycetes; Pleosporales; Periconiaceae
Source: the annotation of a GenBank genome assembly
UACUUCAUCACUCCAUCUACACUGAUCUGUGGAACCUCUCAUAAUGAACCUCUCGCAAACCUCGGACAGCUCGACGAUUGAAGAUCCGACUAUGAAUCGGCAGACGACAAAAGACGACGAGGGCCAGCCGAUCUCCAACUCAAGAAGCCCAAGCGGUAGUGUGCUUUCGUCGCCCCGGAGUGUCGCAAAAGAAUCUCGUGGGAUGAAACGACGGCAUUCUACGGAGACUGUUCUAGAAGAGGAAGCUCUUAACCUAGAAGCAAAACGACCCAAGCUUGAUCUGUGAACGCGGGCAUGCUUGGGAGUGGGUCCUUGGAGAUCAAUGCUGUGGCGUCUUUUCAGUGAUCGCGCUGGUGUAGGCUGUGGGAGGAGCAGGGGUAAAGAUUGCGUAGCGAACCUGGAGAGCGAUGGGCUUAGAGUGGCUGUCUCAUUGCUGUUUAUGUUUGUAGGAUUAAUGUAGUGUGUAUGGAUUGA